AUGAUGAUUAAGUAUAUAACUGUAAAAGUUAUUUUGUUUUUAGUAAUCCAAUUAAAAGCAAAAGAGCUAUGUACAGAGAUAGAAGGAUGUCUAAGUUGCACCAAUAACGCUAAUAAUUAAAAUUAAUGCACUUAAUGCGAUAUGGAUUACCAGUUAGAUUAAAAAUAAAAUGUAUGCAUUUACAUUAAAUGUAAUAACUAUUAAUUUUAUGACAAGAAUUAACAUGAUGGCACUUAAGAGAGCGGCUGUGUAGCCAUCUGUGAUUCUUCUACCUAACAAGAUGAUAAGACAAGCUUGUGUAAAACCUAAUUAAGAUGUAAUUCUUAAAGACCUUCAUAAAAAAUAAUGCAAGAAACAGUCAUCACAAAAGACUUUUUUAUAUAUCAAUCUGAUUAUUAUGUAGCCUAAAAAGAAGGAUCUCUGUUCGUUUAUAAUAGAACUGAUGUUUCUCUCAUAAAAACCAUAUUGUUUAUGAUGAAUUGA
Tetrahymena thermophila SB210 is the source of this 483-nucleotide messenger RNA. RefSeq lists its product as hypothetical. NCBI's taxonomy places the organism in Eukaryota, Ciliophora, Oligohymenophorea, Hymenostomatida, Tetrahymenidae. The record is from RefSeq and is a predicted model, not a curated record. The transcript is spliced from 2 exons.